Molecule: messenger RNA, 1632 nt
Organism: Entamoeba nuttalli P19
Lineage: Eukaryota; Evosea; Mastigamoebida; Endamoebidae
Product: heat shock protein 70, putative
Exons: 1
Coding region: 1-1632 (543 amino acids)
Biological process (GO): cellular response to unfolded protein; protein refolding
Cellular component (GO): cytoplasm
Molecular function (GO): heat shock protein binding; misfolded protein binding; ATP hydrolysis activity
Source: RefSeq, a predicted model, not a curated record
AUGAGCAUAGAAAAAGAUGUAGUUUAUGUUGGUAUUGAUUUAGGUACCACAUUUAGUUCUGCUUGUGAAAUAAUAAAUGGUCGUCCUUUUAUUUAUAAGUCUGAAUUUGAAAGAGACUCAAUCCGUUCAUGUGUUGCAUUUACAAAUUCACAAUGUUUAGUUGGUAUUAAUGAUAAAGCAGGAAAGAACACAAUUUUUGAAGUAAAAAGACUUAUAGGUAAACGUAUGAGUAGUCAGGACAUUGAUGUAGCACAACUUCGAAAACAUUUACUAAAUAAUAUUAUUCCAUUAAGAGAUGAUAAAAUGGGAGUUGAAAUUGAAAGACCUGCAAAGAAAGGGGUAAAAAGACAAUUAAUUCGUCUUCUUCCUGAACAAGUCUCAGCUUUAAUUUUAUUAAAAAUAAAAGACCUUAUAUUAAAAGUACAUCCUAAUGUUACAGUCAAAGCAGUUGUAGGAGUUCCAGCAGCAUUUGGAGAUGAUGAAAGAAAAGCAACUGAACAAGCCAUAAAAAUGGCAGGGAUUGAACCAAUAAGAAUGGUAAAUGAACCUACAGCUGCUGCAAUGGCGUAUGAAAAAAAAGAUGGUGUAUUAUAUGUUUUUGACUUUGGAGGAGGAACAUUAGAUAUUUCUGUUAUUAAAUUUGUAGAAGGAGUAAUGCAAAUAAAAACAACAAUAGGAGAUCCAUUUCUUGGAGGAAAUGAUAUUGACUUUAACAUUCAAAAGUAUUUAAUUGAAGAAAUAAAAAAGAGAGCAGAUGACUUAGGGGUUGAUGAAGAAGAAGUAAUUACUGCAAUUGAAAAUAAAAAAAGUAAAAUAAAGAAUUAUGCAGAAGAAUUGAAAAUUAAAUUGUCAAAUAGCUAUGUUAAUAAAAGAGAAGUAGCUCAAGCUGAAUGUUUAAUAGAAAUAGGUAUUGAAGCUUUAGAAGAACCAUUUGAACUAACAUAUAGUAAAUUCUUAGAAUUAAAUCAAGAAAUCUUUAAUAGAUGUAAAGAAUUAAUGAUAAAAGCUCUUCAAAGAAGUAGAUAUAAUAAAAAUGCAAUUGACCACGUACUAAUGGUAGGAGGUUCAUGUAAAUGCCCAGCAAUUAAGGCAAUGCUAGUUGAUUUCUUUGGGAACGACAAAGUAGAUCAAACAAAUGUUGAUUUUGAUUUAUUGGUAUGUAAGGGGUGUGCACUUUGUGCACAAUCAAUUGGGGAAGAUAUUUCAAAUAUAUUAGAAGGAGAAAUUGCAUCUAAAACUAUUGGAAUUGAAUUAAUGGAUGUUAGUAGGAAAAAAAAAAUUAUUGAACCAAUUAUUAAAGCUGGAACUCCAAUCCCAUAUGAAACAAAAAGAGUAUUUGUUACAACAGUUGACUAUCAAAAAGAGUUAUCAUUAAAACUUUAUGAAGACAAAAGUUUCUUAACAAGUCUUGCAAUAUCACCAUUACCAACAAUGAUUGCAGGUUUUGUUGAAGUUGAAGUUACAUUUUCUAUUGGGGGUGAUGGUAAAUUAUUAACUAAAGCCAAAGUAAUAAAUCCUCCAAAUAUAUCUUUAGAAAAACAAUGUGUAGCAAUGCCACAACAUCAAAAUUAUAGUGAACUCGAAAUAAUUGAAAAUUCAAAAGUAAUAAAGGCUUUAUAUUACUCAAAGUAA